Molecule: messenger RNA, 1581 nt
Organism: Fusarium keratoplasticum
Lineage: Eukaryota; Fungi; Ascomycota; Sordariomycetes; Hypocreales; Nectriaceae
Exons: 2
Coding region: 1-1581 (526 amino acids)
Source: RefSeq, a predicted model, not a curated record
AUGUUUGGCAACUUCGCCUCCUUUGCCGGUAUCCCGUCAAAGAAUAAGAUAGAUCCAAAGGACGUUCCACCUCCUACGCCCGUCACUCUCCCUCGCUUUCAGCCCUUCGCCCACGAUGACGACCCCGUCGACGCCGCCUCGGCUCUCUCUUCCCUGCUUCAGAACACGGGUCGAACAACUGCCGCUCUCGGCGCCCAUGGCUUUUCCGCCAUUGGACUUAACCUGAACCUCGACGCGAAACCCGCCGACCUGGUGCCCGACCCUUCGUAUAUCCCCGAUUUCGAUGAGUGGGAUAGACUCUCUCUUGAUGAGGCUCGGGACAAGAAUGCAUCUACUCGCAGACCUAUCAGGAACGGCAACCUCUCUCCUGGGUGUCAGGUUUAUCUUGAGCGCAAAAAGGAGUUGUCGAGCAUCAACGAAGACGCUUUUCGAACUGUGCGGAGACUACCUGUGCCCAAGGGAAAGCAGCAGGCUCGCCUGGGAAAUGCAUACGAGUUCUUCCGCUGUCUUGAAGCCUUCACCUCCUUUUGGGACGACCCUACCCAGCCUCCUGCACUGCCGCCAUCUCCUGAAGCCUCCCCGGAGGUCACUGACGGAGCGGCGAGCUCGGGUGAUGCGAAACAAGUGACCCCCAAGGAGGAUACCGGGCCCUCCUAUUACCGGACCAGUUCUGGCUCUAGUAUGCCCCCUGACUACCGCAACAACCUUAUGACGGCAUUCAUCAAGCUUGUUGCCUAUGACUUUGGCUGCAACGUCUCACCAUCGCGAACCGAGCCACGUCUUCACUUGAGCUCGCCUGAAGGAACACCUUCUCGCAAGACCUACUGCCCCUCUGGCUGUCUCUUUGUGUUCCAGAGUCCAACCACCCGUGAAGCUGCCCGUGCAGGUGUUGUUCAUGGACCAGUAGCCAGUGUCAGUGCUAGAGGGACCACCGACUUUACCGUGCCGGACCCCGAAACCGCCCAGUCUCUGGACCUUGCGCGAGAAAUCGUGGCCGCGCUGAUCACGGCGCAACACCGCGCACGCGAAGGCAAAACGGAGAAGCGGUUCGGAGAUGGACAAUGGUGGACGACUGAAAAGCGCUGGGGAGGCGGUCCCGGAGGACCCAUUGGACGCGAGAUCGAGAAGGACUCGGUUCAGGGUGACAAAGACGUCAAGCCCAGUGAUGAGAAUGGCUUGCCCGUCUCCAAGAAGCCUCGCAAGAACAUGAGUAUCUAUGACAACUAUCGCAUGGUGCGACCUCCAUCUUCGACCUGGGAUAAGAAGGCCCAGUAUGAGGCUAUCGGCCGAAGACAGGGCGCAGACUACGACGACAUCUUUGUGGUGAGCUCACUGUUUCACCAUGUCUCUAUCCUUCGAGUGAGGGUACCCAACCGCCUGCUUGAGGCUCUGGAUGGAGCUCGCGAGCUAGACCCGUCCAAGCGCAGCUGGGGUAAGGUGGAGGCCUGGAGGAGCCCCUGGUACGACCUGUUUGAUAUCAAGCAACGGUUGGAAGCUCUGAAGCUAGUGUGGGGGAUGAUGGCUUAUCAGAUGAGGAAGGAAACCGGAUCUGAUGAGGAUGUCAGUAUGACCAAUGCUUAA